Messenger RNA from Sclerotinia trifoliorum, 2349 nucleotides. Lineage: Eukaryota; Fungi; Ascomycota; Leotiomycetes; Helotiales; Sclerotiniaceae. The record is from the annotation of a GenBank genome assembly.
AUGGAUUCGGUUGGUGAACUCAGCAACGCAGAAAAGACUGAGCUUGAAAACGGAAAGCAAAAUUUCUUUGCCAUUCUGGAAAAGAUGUCGACAGCUACCGCGGAACCAAUGUCGUUCGUAGAAUCUUGUCAAGAUCACGGUAUUGAUUUCUCAGAUCCGCACAACAUCAAAAUCGAGGGAACGAAUCUAACUCCAUUCCCUCACCAAGUCAUCGGUAAGUUAUUAUUAUUUUGACAACUGUAUACUAACUCUUUACAGAUAUGGCAUGGUUAGCUAGAAUGGAGAAAGGCUUCUUUGGAGGUGGUAUAUUGGCAGGAGAGUGCGGUUCCGGCAAAACCGUCAUAAUCUUCUUGUUGAUACUCAUGGUCCACAAAAAGUUGAAGGCCAAUGGAUGCAAGGAACAUUUUGCGACGUUGAUCAUAGUUCCAUCUGCAGUUGUUGAUGUCUGGUAUCAGGAUUUCAUCAAGUUCUUUAGUGAUGCUUUGAUUUGCCGCAUCUUUUACGGUGGACCGGGCAAUAUGGAUUCGGAUCGAGAGAAGUGUUUCGUAGGAACACACAUUGAGGAUCUUGAUAAGGAAUUAGAAGAUCUAGAUCCUAUUAAUUCAGAUGUAAGUUUACCCACACACGCAAACAAUGACUCGAUUAACACGUUUAUAGACUUCCAAAACCUUCUUCCUAACCUCAUACACCACCUUUGCUCGUAGAGCAAUGAGAGUCACCGAGACUAAUAUGAAAGGCAAAGGCAAACCCAAGUCGAAAGAAGUUAAUUACAUGAGUGACGAAGAGGGGGUCGACAAGAUGGAUCCAUUGGCCGGUCAGGACGAAAGAGUUUUACGAAAAUAUGAACUCACCUUGAAGAACAAUGGAAAGCUUGGGAGAGUUGUUGCGGAUGAAGCGCAUUUAAUCAAGAACCCUUGCACGUUGGCAGCGGAUGCUAUUCACAAGCUCCAAAUUGAGAGAACAACUUUAGUAACGGCCACGCCAAUGAUCAACAGAAUCAAUGACGCUCGGGGUCUUUUAAUUCAGUUGGUUAAGGUAAAGGAAUUACCCCUUAACCUACCUAUUACUGUCCAAGGUCUAGUCUCAAUGUACAGAGAGGGGUUUAAUCCUUUAGUGGAUUUACCUCUAGAGGAAGAUGGAGUUCCGGCAAGACUCAUCGUCCCAAAAACAGAUGAACAACCGGAAGUGGUGAGAUUAUACAAGGCAAUAAAAGCAGGUUGUCCUUUGCAUAUGCUUUGCCCGAAAGCUUUCCUGACGGUCGGUACAAAGUCGGAAUGGGAACCUAGCGUUGCAAGGUUGGUUUUGCGACCGAUAUUAAAGCUUAUCCAAAGACGUAGAUUGAUGAGCAACUCAUUCGAAACCACGAAUGGAAUCAUGGAGACACCGGGUAAAGAUAUACCUCAUUAUACCGUGAAGACCCUCAAGCUUAGGAUGAGACCUAAUCAUAAUAUCUAUUAUCACAACACGACUUCGGAAUGGGAGAAGAAUUUGUUUGUCUCAAAUGAGGUUGGUGUUCCUAUUACCAGCGUCAAAAACCCAAAUUCAAUCUCCGAGGGAACAAUCAACAUGGAGGCAUAUCGUGGCCUUCAACUGUCUAGUUUUGAUGGACAGUUGACGCAAUUGGUCAAGAGAAAGGUUAAGGAUGUACCUGCCGGUACGGCUAAGGAAGUUAGGAGUUGGUAUGACCGUGAUGAUGAUCAUGGUAUUACUUAUAAAUAUCAUCGAACACGUCCAAAGGAGGCAUAUUACAUUACACCUCCCACCAACCGAUUACACAUGGCGACAACUUCUACUGGUUUGUCUCCAAGGCAAAGGGAGAAAGAUGCUUGGCUUUCUUCAAUUGGCCAAUGUCCCAAUGGUAAGUUUAACAUCCAGUUAUUAAUGACAUUAUACUUAUUGAAUAAUAGGGCAGCUGAAGGUGUUCUGGUUCUGCUAGGAUUUAAAGUCAUGUCCAUCAUAGCUAAUCACACGACUGAAGAACGCCGUAAGGCCAUCGAACGAUUCAAUAACCCGGAUCAUGUUGUCGACGUGAUGUUGGUUGGUUUCCGUAUUGGAAGUUACGGCUUAAACUUUCAUCACGCAUGUUGCAAGAUGAUCGUUAGCGAAUAUCCCAACUCACUCGAUAUAUUGCUUCAGGUGUUUGGACGUUUACACAGACUUGAUCAGAAGAAGGCGCAGGAAAUUCUCAUCCUUUUCCUCGAAGGUAGCUUCGAUGAGAGACUAAGAAAUGACAUAGCAAAGAAGUUCAUUGCGAAGCUUAUCGCGGAAGGAGAGUUUGGUGGUGUCGGAGAGAAAGACUUGGUCAAGGAAGCAAGAAAGUUUAUCUCUGAUCUUUUAGGUGAAUCUUAG